AUGGUCGAAACAAUCAAAAUCGAAAAAAACAACAAUACCAAUAACAACAACCAUACUCAUUCUCCUAAUCCUACCUCUCCAAACUCUUCCUCUGUCUAUUCUUCUGCCUAUUCUUCUCCUUCGUCAUCUUCUUCUCCACAUCCUUCCCGUCGCCCCACUCGUUGUCCCCAGACUGGCAGGGUGAGUCCGCUCACUCUGGCAGCCUGGAAUGUUCAUUCCCUUUUAGACAAUCCGAGGAGCAACCGACCGGAACGGAGGACGGCGCUAGUGGCUCGGGAACUGGCGCGCUACAAGGUGGACAUCGCCUCACUCAGCGAGACCCGAUUCUCCGAACAAGGCCAACUGGAGGAGGUGAGUGCCGGCUACGCCUUCUUCUGGAGCGGUCGCCCCAGGGCAGCGCACCGAGACGUGGGUGUCGCCUUCGCCAUCCGGAAUGACACCGUGGGACGACUGUCCUGUUUGCCGCAGGGCAUCAACGAUCGCCUAAUGAGCCUCCGUCUGCCUCUCUGGGGAGGCAAAUUCGUCACCAUCAUCAGCGCCUACGUUCCCUCCAUGACCAGCCCCGACGCCGUAGGAGACAAAUUCUACGAGGACCUGCACGCCUUCCUGGCGACUGUGUUGAAGGCGGACAAGUUAAUUGUCCUUGGGGACUUAAACGCCCGCGUUGGCACAGACCAUGCUACCUGGAGAAGAGUGCUAGGUCCCCAUGGUCUCCGAGGGUCAAACGACACUGGCCUGCUCCUUCUCCGCACCUGCGCAGAACACCGCCUCAUCCUGGCGAACACGUACUUCUGUCUGCCGGAGCGAGAGAAGGCCACCUGGAGGCAUCCUCGGUCGCGUCAGUGGCACCUGCUGGACUAUGUCCUCGUCCGGAGGCGAGAUCAGCGGGACGUGCUGGUGACGAAGGCGAUCGCGGAUGCUGACGGGUGGACCGACCAUCGCCUCAUCAUCUCGAAGAUGCGUAUUCGCCUACAGCCUCGCAGGAGACCACAAGGUAAGCGACCCCCAGAUAAGCUGAAUACUGCCUUGUUGUCUUUGCCCGCUCACCAUCUUCAUUUCGGCAAUGAGCUAGCUCAAAGGCUAGACAACCUUCCAAUCGCUGCCGACGCCGCCGCCGCUGCCGAGAACGCCUCAGUGGAGAACCGAUGGUGUCAACUGCGGGACACGGUCCUGUCGACGGCGCUAGCCGUCCUCGGUCGCGCACGCCGCCAACACCAGGACUGGUUCGACGACAACGACGCCGUCAUCAGCGACCUGCUCGUCGAGAAGAACCGCCUACACAAAGCCUGCGUAGACCACCCCACUGACGACAACAGAGAUGCUUUCUACCGCAGUCGCCGCCACCUAUAGAAACGACUGCGCGAGAUGUAGGACGCCUGGACUGCUCGCAAAGCUGAGGAGAUCCAAGGGUACGCGGGCCGCAACGAUUGGAAGAACUUCUUCUCCACGAUCAAAGCUGUCUACGGUCCGCCGACGAAGGGCACUGCUCCUAUCCUCAGCGCUGACGGUAGUAACCUCCUGACCGAGAAGACACAAAUUCUACAACGAUGGGCCGAGCAUUUCCGAGGCGUCCUCAACCGACCCUCCACCAUCUCCGACGCCGCUAUCGACCGUUUGCCGCAAGUGGAAAUCAACGUGGACUUCGACCUCCCGCCCUCUCCCCAGGAAACCAUCUUGGCCGUGCAGCAACUCUCCAGUGGGAAAGCACCCGGAUCGGACGCAAUCCCUGCUGAGGUCAACAAGCACGGAGGUCCCCAACUGAUGGAUCACCUGACUGCGCUCUUCCAGGAGAUGUGGCGUCAAGGUGAAGCGCCGCAAGAUUUCAAAUACGCAACCAUCGUGAAUCUCUACAAACGAAAAGGGAACCGCCACGUCUGCGAUAAUCCCCGUGGCAUCUCCUUGCUGAACAUCGCCGGGAAGAUAUUCGCUCGCAUCCUCCUCAAUCGUCUGAAUAAUCAUCUGGAACAGGGCCUUCUACCGGAAAGCCAGUGCGGCUUUCGCCGCCAUCGAGGGAUCACGGAUAUGAUCAUCGCCGCCCGUCAACUCCAGGAGAAGUGCCAGGAGAUGCGGACCCACCUGUACUCUACCUUCGUGGGCUUGACGAAAGCCUUCGACACGGUGAACCGUGAAGGACGGUGGAAGAUAAUGCAGAAAUUCGGCUGUCCGGUGCGAUUUAUUCAGAUGUUGCGUCAGCUGCACGACGGUAUGAUGGCGCGAGUCACGGACAACGGAGCUGUCUCCGAGGCAUUCGCAGUGACCAACGGAGUGAAGCAGGGUUGUGUGCUAGCGUCCACCCUCUCCAGCCUUAUGUUCUCUGCCAUGCUGAUGGACGCCUACCAUGAUGAACACCCGGGGGAUCCGCAUCGCCUACAAGACGGACGGUCACCUUCUGAAUGA
Messenger RNA from Spirometra erinaceieuropaei, 2397 nucleotides. The record is from the annotation of a GenBank genome assembly. Lineage: Eukaryota; Metazoa; Platyhelminthes; Cestoda; Diphyllobothriidea; Diphyllobothriidae.